Selaginella moellendorffii is the source of this 2361-nucleotide messenger RNA. RefSeq names its product pentatricopeptide repeat-containing protein At1g74750. The record is from RefSeq and is a predicted model, not a curated record. NCBI's taxonomy places the organism in Eukaryota, Viridiplantae, Streptophyta, Lycopodiopsida, Selaginellales, Selaginellaceae. Bases 15 to 1067 code for a protein of 350 amino acids. Gene Ontology annotation, molecular function: protein binding. The transcript is spliced from 2 exons.
UUCUGGGGUUUUGGAUGCUCCGCCAUGGCGCCGGGAGAUCGAUUGCGGCGCAGGGUUGGAUUCGCAGUCGGCGAGGUAUGUGCAUUUGCGCCGCCAGGGCCAGCGACAGCCGCGAGCUGGUGGAAUGCGUCGUCGAUCCAUCCGAGACGAUGCAUCCCGAGAGGCUGCUGCUGCUGCGGACGCGGCCAUUCCUCUACAAGAUCAUCAACGUUCUCAACAAGCCAGAGCUCGUCCCCAGCCUCAAGGAAUCGCUCAAGGUGUGGGAGGGAUUCGUGGAUCCGUUGCUAGUCGGGGAGGCGCUCAAGCACGUCGAUAGAGGCCACGCCGCCCUCGCGUUCUUCAACUGGGCGGCGACGCAGCCGGGAUUCAAGCACAGCACCUACACUUACAAUUGCCUCAUCCGGUGCCUGGAGCUCGCGGAUUGCCAGGUGAUCGUCUACGACAUCUUCCAGAGGAUGCUCUACAUCGAUCUGGCUCCCACCUCGUUCACUUUUGACGUGACGCUGCGAUCGCUGGGAAGAACCGGCGAGCUGGACAAGCUCAAGGUGGUGUGGUCGGAGAUGAAGAAGCUCAAGCUCUCGCCGCAUCCCAGCACGUAUGAGUCGAUCCUCCACUGCUACUGCAAGAACGGGGAGGUCGAGGAGGCCUAUAAGAUCUUCUCAAGGCUGAUCCAGUGGCCGGAGCCGAUAUGCUUCCCACACCUCUUCUACAACAAGUUUAUCGGGCUCCUCACGCAGACCCACAACGUCGGGACCGCCUAUCUCGUGUUCCUGGAGAUGAUCGAGAGUGGCUACGAGGGCAACGUCGACACGAUUGGAAAGCUCGUCAUCGCCCUUCACAAGGCUGGGAGGCACUUGAGCGCUUGCAAAGUCUUCGACGAGCGCGUGCGGAUGUUCCAGACGGCUCUCACGGGAAGGCUGGGCGUGCCAGGGGACUCCAUCGCGGAUCACUAUCUCUAUCACGCUGAGAAGACAAAGAGGCUGUGGCGAGCGGCGGUGCUUAGCACCGAUCCCAGGAAGAAGAGAAGAUAUGGUGGCCCAACUUGCCUUAAGAGGCAUGGAUACUGAGAGUUCGAGUUGGGGCACAAAAAAGAGUUCGUGGAGAUUAUCAAAGAUCUCGCUGUGGAGAAGAGCUCCGUCCUUCACUCUUCGAGGUCCAGCUCCAAGCUCCACAGCUCCAAGGGGUGCUUGGCGGUACAGAGAGCUGAGUUUCUGGGACGUGGUUCAAAGGGCAGGAGUUCCAGCCAGCUUCAAUCUUCUACAGCUCCAAGGGAUAGAAAGAGCAAGAGCUAUGGAACAGCUCCAUCCGGGAACAGGGGUGCUUGGUGAUAGAAAGAGCUGUGGAGUUGAUCUAACAGCUCCAUCCAGGGACGUGGUUCUCAUCAUAAGAAAGGAGUUGCAGCCAGCUUCAACCUUCUACAACUCCCAGGGUGCUUGGCGAUAGAAAGAGCUGAUGGAGCUGAUGGAACAGCUCCAACCAGGGACGUGAUUCGGAGUUCCAGCCAGCUUCAAGCUUCUACAGCUCCCAGGGGAUCAAAAGAGCUAUGGAGCUGAUCGAACAGCUCCAUCCAGGAACAGGAGGAGUUCCAUCCAGCUUCAAGCUCCCAGGGGUGCUUGGCAUAGAAAGAGCUGUGGAGUUGUUCGAACAGCUCCAUCCAGGGACGUGGUUCUCGCCACCAAAACGGAGGAGUUCCAUCCAGCUUGAAGCUUCUACAAGCUCCCAGGGGUGCUUGGCGAUAGAAAGAGCUAUGGAGAGCUCUCAAAAAGGAGGAGUUCCAGCUUCAAGCAUCACAGCUCCAGAGCAAGACUUAGAAGAUGUCUUCUGGCCGAGGAGGCUGCCAUGGAUCUUGUUUGCCGGUGUCCAGUGCUAUUCCGAACAAGUUGGCCGGGCAACAAAAGAUGAGCUCCAGCUUCUUGCUGCCGCAUCCUUCGAGCUCGCCAAGCUUCAUCUCUCUGGGAAGGCUGGCCAGCGGCAGCGGCGUCCACUCGCCACGCUCGCGGUUGAAGUAGUGCAGCGGCCACGACUUGCGCGCGAUCUUGCUCCUCUCGCGAAACGCCGCCAUGAGCUCCUCCACGCUGGGCGCCUCCCGGAAAUCGAUCGAGUGCCGAGUCUGGGAAACCGCCAUUGCUUUCGGCGGCUUGCCGAGCAGCUUGUGUCCGGGCAUGUCGAUCCACAAGUCCUGUAAAGCUCCUGGAAGAAGAACAAGGUGAGAGAAAAAACCAGUGUUCUUCGCCAAAGAUCCUGCUACCUCGAAGCGAGCUUUCUGGGCAAUAGACUCUUCGUAGGACUUUUUGGUUGUAGAAAUCGGCAUCUUCGAUUUCCUCUUCAAGCUCGCUCUCGAUCGCCUCGAGUUUUUUUGGA